AUGCCGAAGAAAUCGCCCGAUCUAACCAUCGAGUUAGCAGCACCACCAUUUUGGACAUGCGCCUCAGGGGACAAAGUCAUUGGAAACAUCGUGCAUCGAAGCUCGAUCGUUGCUCCGGAUGCUACCCUCACACUAUCAUUGAAUGGACACGUAAAAAUCGGUGUUGGUGACAAAAGGGAAAACCAUCGAAGCAAGCACCAAGAGAAACGCCUACUACUAGCACCAACCAGACGAAUCAUCUUCAGGGGACCUUUGCACCUUGCCAAAGAAGACAUAGACUACCAAAAUGAAUGCCUAAGCUGGCCCUUCGAGGUCAGAUUCCCUACCAAGCCCUGGACCUCACCACUGGCAACAUUCAGAGGACCCAGGUACAAGACUCUCCCCGGCUCGUUCUCCACCGGAGAAAACACCGGCAACGAUGAGAGCUUUGGCUUAGUGGAAUAUUAUCUCGAGGCAAGACUUGAAUACAACCGCGGUGGCACGUUUGUCCAAUUCAUAGCUACCGCGGAGACAAAAUUGAGACAUCCUGCACCGGAACUGCCGAUUCUUGGCUAUGCACUCAAGCAAGAAACGGCAAAGCAGAUCAUAAGAAGCCAUGGCCUAUUCCCAGACAGGGGAUUAUCGGCGCUGACACUCCGCCAGCGGACACAACAGGCCCGCGGCUCAAGCAAGGUGCCACAAUUUGGCUUCCUGAUCCAGCUCGAAGUGCCGACUGUCGUCCAGCUCGAUGAUCCAUCCCCUUUCCCACUCAAUAUCAGCGUUGCCCCGGACUGGAAAUUGACCAGUGAGGAUAUCAAAAGCGUGCCGCAGAUUGUCCAGCUGAACUAUGUCAAGAUGACUCUUUUGUGCAAUUCUCAAAUCAAGACGGGGAGAACCAAGUAUCGCGGUGUCAAUAAUAAAUGCUAUAAUUCACGGCUCGAGCAUGUCUUUGGGAGUCUGGAGCAUCCGGUGUUUAUGAUGGCCGAGGAAGGUAGCGAGUGUCUUGAUAUUGGGCAGAUGUUUCAGCUUGCUUUACGUUGGGAUGGAUUCGUGGCUGCGGGCAAGUUGCUUUCGGGAAUGAGAAUUGAGCCGGAUUUUGUGACUUAUAAUCUUUCUUUUGCUCAUUCUGUGGAGUAUGAGGUGUCGAUGACUGUUGCGGAGGAGGUUCGGAUUGUCAAAUUCUUUGAUGUGAAGUUAAAGAUCGUGGGUUGUAUGAAUCCACCUGCGAUUGACAGGCGUGGGCUAUGA
Penicillium paradoxum is the source of this 1227-nucleotide messenger RNA. RefSeq lists its product as uncharacterized. Lineage: Eukaryota; Fungi; Ascomycota; Eurotiomycetes; Eurotiales; Aspergillaceae. The transcript has a single exon. The record is from RefSeq and is a predicted model, not a curated record. Bases 1 to 1227 code for a protein of 408 amino acids.